UGCUGGGCGGUGCUUCACUCUGAGCCCGCCCCUUUCCCUCAGCCAUUCAGAGUGGCUCUGGGAGCUCCCUAGCUUCCUGUCCUUGAGCUCAGGGCUUCCGGUUGGGCCCGCCUCCUUCCGCUCCGACCAAUCCGGGAGGGCCUGCGAGUGGCAUGGCUUCGUUGAGCUCUGGAAACUGAACGCAGCUCAUGCUGAGCGGUAUCGCUACCCGGCUCCCGCUACCCGCGCCGGCCACCAGGCUUCCCAGGUCCUACAGCCAGGUUUCCCGUCGGCCUGCGGGACUCGGCCUCCGAGGGGAAUGGAUUCUUCUUUGGAUGUGUGGACCCUCUGCUCGCCUUUAUUAUCAUUAUGGAUAAACAGGUUUUACAUUUACUUGGGCUUUGCUUUUGGCAUUAGCCUUUGGAUUUGUUUCCAAAUCGCCAUCAAGAAGCAGUUGUUUAUUUUCAAGGCCAAGAACUCCCAGGACAAGUCUGUUCCGAAAGCAACUCAGGAUUUGAUGCCAAAUGGUUUUAUCUCCCUUCAAAAGAAGCCAAUCUUUGUAUCUGGAGUGAAGAUUUUCUACGGUUCCCAGACUGGUACCGCAAAAGGAUUUGCAGCCAUUCUUGCCAGAGCAGUUACCUCCCUGGAUCUGCCUGUGGAAGUUAUUAAUCUGAAAGAGUAUGAUCCAGAUGAUCAUCUGAUAGAAGAGGUCACCAGUAAAAGCGUCUGUGCCUUCCUGGUUGCUACGUACACGGACGGGCGGCCGCCUGAGAGCGCGGAGUGGUUCUGCAGAUGGCUCGAGGAGGCGGCCAGUGAUUUUCGAUUCGGCAAAACCUACCUGAAGGGUAUGAGAUACUCGGUGUUUGGCCUGGGAAACUCUGCCUACCCAAGCCACUUCAACAGGGUUGGCAAAAGCGUGGACAAGUGGCUCUGGAUGCUCGGGGCGCGUCGCGUGCUGGCCCGAGGGGAGGGUGACUGUGACGUGGUGAGGAGCAAGCACGGCAGCAUCGAGGCCGACUUCGCAGCCUGGAAGGCCAAGUUCAUCUCCCGGCUGCAGGUGCUUCGGGAGGGAGAGGACCAAUCCUGCGGCGGCCGCUGCAAGAAAGGCAAGUGCGACUCCAAGCCGCGUGGCUCUCAGGAGCCGGAGCCAGGGUCGCACCUUCCAGAUGGAUCGCGUCCCCGAGAUGCUAAGGAGGAAGAGCCCUGCGAGAGCUCCAGCGAGGGAGAGUUGGGGCCCGACGACCGUCGGAGCCUCGGUUCUGUUGUUGAUGUCGAGGAUCUUGGCAAAAUUAUGAACCGCACGAAGACGGCAAAGAGAGAAAAGGAUCAUCAGGAAGAAAAGACGCGUUUGCUGAGGAGCACAGGGCAGAGCGGGAAGGGCGAGCGCAGAGCUAUGAUCACCCCUGCGCUCCGAGACGCCCUCACUAAGCAAGGUUACCAGUUGAUCGGGAGCCACUCUGGGGUGAAGCUUUGCAGGUGGACAAAGGACUGUGGAGAUCAUAAGCUGGAUGAAGUACAUGCUUACAAAACGAUCAACAAGCCCGGGGUGGUGGUGUCCAUGCUUCGAGGGAGAGGAGGUUGCUAUAAACACACAUUCUACGGCAUCGAAAGCCAUCGCUGCAUGGAAACCACCCCAAGUCUGGCCUGCGCAAAUAAAUGUGUCUUCUGUUGGCGGCACCACACCAAUCCAGUGGGCACAGAGUGGCGGUGGAAGAUGGACCAGCCGGAGAUGAUCCUAAAGGAAGCUGUGGAGAACCAUCAGAACAUGAUUAAACAGUUUAAAGGAGUGCCGGGUGUCAAAGCAGCGCGCUUCGAGGAAGGCAUGAGGGUGAAGCACUGUGCCUUGUCCCUUGUGGGAGAGCCGAUAAUGUACCCGCAGAUCAACAGGUUCCUGCAGCUGCUGCACCACCGCGGGAUCUCCAGUUUCCUUGUCACCAAUGCACAGUUCCCGGAGGAAAUCAGAAACCUGAAGCCAGUUACUCAGCUGUAUGUCAGUGUGGAUGCCAGCACCAAAGACAGUCUGAAGAAAAUUGACCGCCCACUCUUCAAGGAUUUCUGGCAAAGAUUUCUUGACAGUUUAAAGGCCUUAGCAGCAAAGCGACAGCGCACUGUCUACAGAUUGACCCUCGUGAAGUCCUGGAACGUGGACGAACUCCAGGCCUACGCUGAGCUCGUGUCCCUGGGGAGGCCCGACUUCAUCGAGGUUAAGGGUGUCACCUACUGUGGAGAAAGUUCAGCAAGCAGCCUGACCAUGGCCAACGUGCCCUGGCACGAGGAAGUCGUCCGCUUCGUCUGUGAACUGGUGGACCUGAUCCCUGACUAUGAAAUUGCGUGUGAGCACGAACAUUCCAACUGCCUCCUAAUAGCGCACAAAAGGAUAGACCCGAAUUUCAGCGGACUGUUCCUGGCGUGUGAUCGUCACCCACAAAGCGCAGCUCGCCACCGACUCAGGCCGCCAUCUUUCAAGAUUGAUGGAGAAUGGUGGACGUGGAUUGAUUACAACCGCUUCCAGGAGCUCGUCCAGGAAUACGAAGAUAGCGGCGGAUCCAAGACUUUCUGUGCAGAGGAUUACGUGAGUCGAACUCCUCCCUGGGCGUUGUUUGGUGCCAGUGAAAGAGGCUUUGAUCCCAAGGACACGAGACAUCAGAGGAAGAGCAGAUCAAAAAACGUCACAGGAUGUUGAGCUUGUCUGAGUUCAUGCUAAAGGGCGAGGAGGAUGGACCAGAAGGUCAUUGGACUCCCCGUGACUUCCAGGGACAAAUCCUGCCGCUUAGCUGUCACUCGGCCAAGAUACGUGUCCUGAGGCCGCGCUGGAGAGGCAGCACCCGCACUUCGAGUGCCUGGACUCGGCCCCGCGUUUCUCACAGAACUCAGGCCCUUCCUGAUUUUAUUUCUGAGAGGAACAUCGCUUUGGUCAUUAUUGGAACAUAAGUAAUACUUUUUUGAGUUAUAUUUUAGUAAGAUUUCCUAAAAUACUAUUCAUGGGUGCUGUAUUAGGAAUAAAUAGCUGUGCCUCUUCCUCCUCCUGAGCUCUUGGUUUUUCUGUGAAGCAGCCACUAAGCAGUGCCCUGUGGCCGCCCCCCAGCUGAUGUGUCAGGACACCAUCCCUUCCUGAUGCCUUUACAUAAUACCCCGGAAAUAGUUUGUCACAGUUUUCAAAUAUUCUUAAGUACUGUACCAAUUGUUCUAAAGUUCUGCCUUUUACCAACUGUGUAUGAAAUCACUUUGGGUCACACACUGUACUGGAUGCCGCUGUCCCCAUACAAAUUCCAUGGACAGGAUCAGAGCAGAAGCGCUCUCUGGGAGAAAUCGCCUUGCGAUGGUGCCGAGCUCUCUGCCUCAGCGGCGCAGUGUGCAGCGGGGAGUCGGCGCCAGUUGCGAAGCCACGGCCUGGCCCGCACCGCGCGGCGGGCCUCCAUCUUGCUUCACUCCCGUGACCCUCGCUGCUUCUGCAGCCUGUUCUUUAAGGUUCAGAUUGUUUCUAGUUUAAAACAUCAUACUUAAUAGUUUUAUUCUGCUUGUCAAAGUUAUUUUAAAAUCCUUUUAUCCAAAAAAUUAAAUUAAUAAAAGUCUUUCGUAAAGACUU
Molecule: messenger RNA, 3565 nt
Organism: Chinchilla lanigera (long-tailed chinchilla)
Lineage: Eukaryota; Metazoa; Chordata; Mammalia; Rodentia; Chinchillidae
Product: S-adenosyl-L-methionine-dependent tRNA 4-demethylwyosine synthase
Exons: 18
Coding region: 299-2662 (787 amino acids)
Biological process (GO): wybutosine biosynthetic process
Molecular function (GO): catalytic activity; 4 iron, 4 sulfur cluster binding; FMN binding
Source: RefSeq, a predicted model, not a curated record